Messenger RNA from Pristis pectinata (smalltooth sawfish), 2650 nucleotides. It is a transcript of the gene yipf5, whose product is annotated as Yip1 domain family, member 5. The transcript is spliced from 6 exons. The coding region runs from base 1000 to 1761 and encodes 253 amino acids. NCBI's taxonomy places the organism in Eukaryota, Metazoa, Chordata, Chondrichthyes, Rhinopristiformes, Pristidae. The record is from RefSeq and is a predicted model, not a curated record. Gene Ontology annotation, biological process: regulation of ER to Golgi vesicle-mediated transport; endoplasmic reticulum to Golgi vesicle-mediated transport; vesicle fusion with Golgi apparatus. Gene Ontology annotation, cellular component: trans-Golgi network; membrane.
ACUUGUUGGGCUUGAUGCAGGUAUGCUGUUGUCAUAAUAGUUUACAGAUAAAAGAUGGGUGACAGAAGGUUCUCAUCUUCAACGAUGGUGUAGUCCAACAUGUGAAUGUUAAAAAUGAAGUUGAAACAUUCAAAACCAGUUUGAACCUGAAACACUGAGGAGAUGAUCCAUCUUGGCUUCCUACUGAGAAAUCCACCAUCUGAAGUCAGUCUCCAACCAACUUGAUUCACUCUGUGAUUAUCAAGAAAUGGCUGAGAGAAUUGGAUGCAGCAAAGGCUUUGUGACCAGACAACAUCUUGGCUGUAGUACUGAAUACUUGUAUUCCAUAACUAGCUGCUGUUCCAGACAGUUACAAUACUGGCAUCUACAUGACGACGUGUAAAAUUGCCCAGGCAUACCCUAUUUGCAACAAAAGAGGACAAAUCCAGUUUUGCUAAAUAUUAUCCAAUUAUCAGCAGAAGGAUAGAAAACGUUGUUGACAUUCGUACCGUGGCUCCUACACACCAGUAACUUGUUCACUGAUGGCUCAUUUGGGUUCCGCUAGGAUCACUUGGCAUGGGAUUUCAUCAUGACCUUGGUCCAAACCAAAGGUGAAUCCUAAAGGUGGGGUGAAAUUAAGUGCCCUUGAUUUUGAGGCAGCAUUUGACCUAGCGUGGCAUCGGGGAGUCCCUGUAAAACCGAAAUCAAUGGACGUCAAAGGGAAAACACUCUGGUGGUUGAAGUCAUAGCUUGCAGAAAGGAAGAUAGUUUUGGUUGUUGGAGGUUAAUCAUCCCAGCUCCAGGAUAUCACUGCAGCAUUUCCUCAGACACUGUCCUAGGCCUGACCAUCUUCAGUUGCUUCGUCAAUUAUCUUCACUCAAUCAUAAGUUCAGAAGUGGGAAGAUUUGUUGAUCGCACAAAUAUUUAGUUCCUCUCCCAACUUCUCAUCCAAUGAAACAGGCCAGACUUGCAUGCAGCAAGACCUAUACAACAUUCAGGCAUGGCCUGUAAAUAUUUACAAUGGCUGAGUUUAAUAAUUUCAACACAGAUUUCUUCCAGUCAAGUUAUAGCAUUGAUGACCAAGGGCAAACUUAUGACUACAGUGCUGCAGGGGAUCCCUACCAGAACAGGCACUAUGAUGGUCAUGCACAGCAAGCUGGGUAUUUUCAUCCAGCAGGACCACAACAACCAUACACAGGACAGAUCUACCAGCCAACACCAACCUUCACCCCAAGCUCUUCACAAUCAGUAUAUAGUAACAGUUUUGAAGACGAGGCUCCAUUAUUGGAAGAACUGGGUAUUAACUUUGAUCACAUCUGGCAGAAGACACUAACUGUUCUCCAUCCACUCAAAGCAGCAGAUGGAACCAUUAUGAAUGAGACGGACCUGGCUGGGCCCAUGGUUUUCUGUUUGGCAUUUGGAGCCACAUUGUUAUUGGUUGGAAAAAUCCAGUUUGGUUAUGUGUAUGGUAUCAGUGCUAUUGGGUGUCUUGGUAUGUACUGUCUUUUGAACCUGAUGAGUAUGACUGGUGUCUCCUUUGGCUGUGUAGCCAGCGUCCUUGGAUACUGUCUUCUUCCAAUGAUUAUCCUGUCAAGCUUUGCUGUGGUUUUCUCCUUGCAAGGUAUGCUGGGCAUAAUCAUUGCUGCUGUCAUUAUCGGCUGGUGCAGUUUGUCAGCUUCUAAAAUCUUUAUCUCUGCCUUGGCAAUGGAGGGACAGCAGUUACUGGUGGCAUAUCCUUGUGCUUUAUUGUAUGGAGUUUUUGCUCUUAUCUCGGUUUUCUAAAGGUCUUUGUGAAUGGAAUGUGGCUCCAUAGUCUGAACUCGAACAGAAACGGAUGGCAUUCAGUUGGUUUAAAGACUUUGGUUUCCUGCCACCAAAAUAAUUGUGACUCUUCUCAUUCCAAGAUUUUGGGGAGUAAUUGAAACAACACAUUCUUAAAUUUCUGCUUUUAUUGCUGCAUUAAGAAGCGCAUUGCAGAGGCUGAAAAUGCUAAUUCAAGUUGGAAAUCAAAAUUCCAUAAUUUUUGACAACAGAUUUUGCUGAUUGGCAUAAUCAUAUUAAGAGGCUUUGUCUCUGCCUUGUAAUGCAGUUUCACCAUAAUGCGGGAAGAAUGGUUCAAGUAUAAUGUUGUUGUGAGCUGGGAUGUCAGGACCACCAGAAAGUAUUUCUUCAAGAAGGUGUAAAUAGACCAUUAUGCAGUACUCUCACAAUUAUCUGCGGAAGAGUUGAGUGUAAUGCUAAAAAAAAUUCCAUAUUUAAUUCAAAUUCAAAAUUCUGUCAUGCAAUCUCUGGACCAAAAUGCUUUUGUUUUUCUUCAGGAGUCAGAAUUUAAUCCGACUGGGUUAAAUUCGGAUAUAACCCCUGGGUGGAAGGAGUUUCAAAAUGUGUUGUAUAAGUUCUAUAAAAUGUUUGUUCAAGGAGAAAUCCCAGUCCAACAGAUAGCAAUUUCAUUUCUUUCUAUGCAGCAUAAAUUGUUUAGUUUGCAAGUUAGUUGUCAUUUGACCACAGUGUUUAUUUGGCCCAUUGGAAAGGUAACAAUCUGAUUCCAGCUCCAUUAUAAAUUUCAGUUUUUUAAUGUUUUUUUUUAAGUUGCUUGUUUAUUUUCUUUCAGUUUAUGUACCUUUCCCUAACCAUGACAUUUGUAAUAAAUUGGUCAAUCUCUGGUUCAGAA